CCAGGCUCCUCCUGUGGCUCCCACCCCAGCAACCUGGUCUACAGCCCGGCCCCCUGCGCCCCCAGCCCCGGCCUGCAGGGCCCUUCUCCCCACAGGGGCCACCAGGAGACCUGCUGGGAGCCCCCCAGCUGUGGCCCCAGGACCCCCUCACCCUGCGGUCCCUGCAGGACCCACCCUGGGGCUCUGGGCUGUGGGUCCCCUGGCAUCAGGCCCCUGGGUGACAGGGUCUGUGGGUUCCCUCCCCUGAGCUAUGGGUCCGGGUUCUGA
Molecule: messenger RNA, 267 nt
Organism: Eptesicus fuscus (big brown bat)
Lineage: Eukaryota; Metazoa; Chordata; Mammalia; Chiroptera; Vespertilionidae
Product: keratin-associated protein 13-2-like
Exons: 1
Source: RefSeq, a predicted model, not a curated record